Dermacentor albipictus is the source of this 2306-nucleotide messenger RNA. It is a transcript of the gene alpha-Man-Ib, whose product is annotated as alpha-Mannosidase class I b. The record is from RefSeq and is a predicted model, not a curated record. Gene Ontology annotation, biological process: carbohydrate metabolic process; mannose trimming involved in glycoprotein ERAD pathway. Gene Ontology annotation, cellular component: membrane; endoplasmic reticulum. Gene Ontology annotation, molecular function: calcium ion binding; mannosyl-oligosaccharide 1,2-alpha-mannosidase activity. NCBI's taxonomy places the organism in Eukaryota, Metazoa, Arthropoda, Arachnida, Ixodida, Ixodidae.
UUUUUUUAGCGGUUUGUUGUAAAACACAUCGGCCAUCGGCCGCUUCUGUGCUACGUUUGCCCUCCGACUGGGGCUUGCAACCAACAUGCGCGAUGUGCAGGUUGCUGUACAUUUGUCGAGGUCGCGGUUGCAACUCCGACGUAGGUGUCCCUUCUCUUGCGCCACCGAAAACGUGGCAGACAUCUAAGGUGCCGCAAUGUCGAUCAGUUGUCUGCUUUAAAACUGUUUCGUUAUCAUCUGGUGCGUCAACGUCGCCGCACAGAAAUCACUUUCUACGAUGAGCGGCGUCCUGACGUCUAACGAACGAAUCAUGCGCUCGAGCGACGUUGAAACUGGCCUGAUAAACUUGGCGGGCGCACCGCCGUCUUGGGCUGGGAGCUUUACAUGGAGGAUGGGUCAGAGGAAAAGUCUCUGGAGGUUAUGGAAGCAGCUGUCAAGACUCCAACGAUCACUGCUGCUGGUGCUCGCUGUGGCUGCGCUGCUACUUGUGGCAUCACGCAUGGGCCAGGCUCCUGUGCCAGCAGCUCCUGUUGCAGAGACAGGCCGGCCCCCUGAGGAGGCAACACCUCGGCAGAGCUUACCCUCGUCCUCUCAGCCUCCGGAAGACAUAAAGGUCACCCUUGGGCCCAGCUUCCUUGGGGCAACACCAGAAACAGCCUCCUCACGGCUCUUCCAGCAGAGCGUGGGUCUACGUGAGCGCCGGGAGGCUGUGGUGGAUGCAUUUCGCCAUGCGUGGAAAGGCUAUAAAGCGUAUGCCUGGGGCCAGGACCACCUGCGACCUCUUUCCCGCACAGGGCACACCUGGUUUGGCCUGGGUCUCACCAUUAUUGAUGGCAUGGACACCAUGUACCUCAUGGGCCUUCAUGAAGAGUUGGCGGCUGCUCAGGAGUGGGUGGCACACAGUCUGCAACUGGCACAACACAGAGAUGUGAAUGUGUUUGAGACUACUAUUCGUGUCCUGGGUGGCCUGCUGAGUAUGCAUACCCUUACUGAGGAGCAGCUGUACCUUGACAAAGCGCUGGAGCUUGGGCGCCGCCUGCUACCUGGGUUCCGGUCAGCAUCAGGGGUGCCUUACUCUGACGUGAACCUUGCCUCCGGAGUGGCACAUGCCCCUGUCUGGGCUCCAGACAGCAGUGUCUCGGAGGUGGCCACACUGCAGCUCGAGUUUCGUACUCUGAGUCGUGCCUCAGGGGACCCACAGUUUGAAAAGAAGGCCUUUGCCGUGUCAGAGCUGUUGCACCAGUUGCCCAAAAAGGAAGGCCUAGUGCCCAUGUUCAUCAAUGCGGAGACUGGCCGCUUCAAUGCUGAUUCUACAUUGACCUUGGGGGCUCGAGCUGACAGCUACUAUGAGUACCUCCUGAAGCAGUGGCUCCAGACAGGAAAGACCAUUGACUGGCUAAAAGACGACUACCUGGCUGCUGUGGAAGGUGUGCAGAAGCAUUUGGUUAGGCGUUCAGAGCCCAACAAAUUGCUUUUUAUUGGAGAACUUGUGCGUGGUCGGACCUUCUACCCCAAAAUGGACCACUUGGUGUGCUAUUUUCCUGGGACAUUGAUGCUGGGCCACGUUGUUGGAGGAAUGCCACAAGGCCACAUGGAACUAGCUUUAGACCUUAUGGACACUUGUAUACGCAUGUAUUCAAUCAACCCAACAUUCUUGUCACCUGAGAUUGCCCACUUCAACCUGAAACCACAGGGAACUCGUGAUAUCUUGAUAAAGGGCAAUGAUGCACACAAUCUUCUUCGGCCAGAGACUUUGGAAAGCCUCUGGUACAUGUACUACUUUACACGCAACGAGACUUACCGGGAUUUGGCUUGGCGUAUUUUCCAGGGGUUUGAGAAGCACUGCAAGGUGCCUGGUGGUGGGUACACAACUAUCGGGAGUGUGCUGAACACGAAGCAAACUGGCCCACGAGAUAUGAUGGAAAGUUUCUUCCUGGCAGAAACGCUGAAAUACCUCUUCUUGCUUUUUAGUGAAGAGGACGUUCUGGAGCGGUAUUCUCCGACCAGAUACCUGUUCAAUACCGAAGCCCAUCUGUUGCCCUUGUACACAUCCUGACACCACACUUCCACUAUAAUUAGCAUUCACCAUCUUGGCGCUCGUUAACUUGAAGAAGUCCUCCAUCGUCAGUGUCACUGUUGGUUUCUGCUACUGCAUAGGUUGUUGGCUAUUGGCUCACAACUUGCAGUGCAGAGUACCCCAUGGUUUAGUCUGUGUUUACACAGGCCAUGUCACUCCAUGCACAACUGCCUUGACAAAAUUUUAUUUGAGUAAAAAUUAUGUGAUCCUUUGUUCUUGCAAUCAUGAA